AUGAGUGAUACUGUAGCACAAGAUCAAGAGCAGGAAAAUAACAGGGCACAGGAUAUAUUACCAAAUGAAGAAGGGAUUUCGAUGCCCAUUCAAGACGAUGGUAUGGCUGUUAGCCAGCGCCAACAUGAAAAUCAGCCGAAUCACUUCAAACUUAAUUUGCCUGAAACCGAAGAAGAUCCGAGUUUGAGAUGGGUGAUUCUUGAUGCCUGGAAAAUCACACAAUGUGGGAAAGUCCACCGCUUCCGAAGGCUCGUCUUGGCUGUUACAUACUUCUGGGAGAGAGGGCAUAGAAGGAUUAUCGUCUGUAUCCUAGAGUGGAUGAGAAAAGAACAUAUUCUAAUUUGCGAUAUACAUUAUUUGAAUGAACUACAGCGCCAUCUGCAGGACUUCUUGGUUUAUACACCCGAUGAAGCAGGGAAAACCAGUGUGUGUCACAACUUCAUGGAAAAACUUUCAAAGCACUGUGAUGCCAUGAUAAUUACUCUGACAGGCCCAGACAGCUGGAGUGAAACAAACGACAGAAUUCUUCAGUUCAUGUUUAUGAAGGAUGCCUUCAAGUUACCUGUUGACCCAAAGAGUAAAAAUAAUGGACCAAAUUGUUCCACCCUGCUUCACUCUUCAAAGAAUAUAAAUUCACAUUUGUAUAAGGAAUUGGUACAGAACUUCAUGAAGAAGUGUGAGCCCUACUCCAAGAUGGUUAAGGAGUUUCAAAAACUUGAUCUCUCUUUUUCUGAAGAACCAGGAAAGGAUAAACUACCACUGGUGAUUAUAGACGGGAGUAAUGUGGCUAUGAGCCAUGGCCUGGACAUGUUCUACUCCUACUUUGGUAUCUACCGGGCUGUUCAACACUUCUGGAAUAAAGGCUAUCGUAACAUCAUUGCUUGUGUGCCAAACUAUAGACGACAUUCUCCAAGCACUAUCCAUGGUCAUGAAUAUCUAGAAAAGCUGUCUGAGAGAGGCCUUGUAUCAUGGGCUCCAAGCAAAUGUUAUGAUGAUAGGCCUAUGCUUGAAGAAGCCAGGGCUAAAACUGGGCGGAUUGUGACAAAUGACAGAUUUGUCGAUUUUGGACCAGAGUGGAAGGAGACUAAAAAAGGAUGCAUUCCCUUUGAGUUUAAUGGAAAUCACUUCAUACCGUUUCCAAUUUCAUCUGAGGCUGUUGAGACGAGUAGUGUACAACCAGCAGCCAUGAGUGUGAACGGUGCCAACGAUGAAGAUUUGGGUCCAACCAGUGAAGCACCAGAUGACAACACCCACAUCUAGGCUUCUUUUUUUAAAUAAAAAAUUUAACUAUAACAAUGUUUAGUCAUUUU
Molecule: messenger RNA, 1310 nt
Organism: Alosa sapidissima (American shad)
Lineage: Eukaryota; Metazoa; Chordata; Actinopteri; Clupeiformes; Clupeidae
Product: protein NYNRIN-like
Exons: 11
Coding region: 1-1260 (419 amino acids)
Cellular component (GO): nucleus; cytoplasmic ribonucleoprotein granule
Molecular function (GO): mRNA binding; RNA endonuclease activity
Source: RefSeq, a predicted model, not a curated record